GAAGAAGGCGGUCAGUCGUAGCGAGGAGCCAAUGGUUUAAGGGGGAAUUUGGCGGCGAAGCGCGGGACUUGAGUGGGUUAUGGCGGUUUUGGGAGUGAAGGGAAAUAACGGCAGGUGAAUGCUUAAAUAACCUUUGGAAAAAGUGCUGUUGCUAAAAAGAUGGAUUCCUCACUGGGCUUCUUGGAUGGCAGAGGGAAAGCCUUUCCCCUGUGUCAUAGUUUGGAAAAUGGCAAGAGGUCAAGGGCAGCUGUGCUUGGAGUUAAGAGGAAAUUAAAUAAUUCAUUUGACCUCAGCAAAACAUUUCCACGAAUGGCAAGACCUGCCCUCCAGAAGAUAGUUGCAGGAACAUACUGGAAUUUAGAGUCAUUUACAGGUGAUUCUCUGAACUCCUACAGUUAUUCUCCUGUGGCUUCUCAAAAUCUUCUCUUGCCAAAUCUUAGUGGUUCCUUCUCUUGCCCUGAGUCGGCCUCAAAUGUAUCAAGCAACUUUUGGAAUCUUUUAGGAGGUGACAACAAUUCAACUUUCCCCACUACAGUACGGAAUCCUAACAAAGCCAUACUUACAAUAGACUGCUUGACUACAGAGAUACUGGUGGCCAAUGACAUGGCUUGUAAGCUGCUAUGUUAUAGUAGCAAAGAACUGAUUGGUCAGAAAUUAUCUUCAUUCAUAUCAAAUUCCAUUCAUGGGCUGGAAGAAGCCCUGUACGAAGAUCAUCCAGAAGUUGAUGGACAAGUUGUAACUGUCUCUGGAGAAGUGAUUGAUGUUAUUGGCAAGGGUGGGAUACAGAUACCAGUGUCAUUCUGGAUGAAGCACAUGGCUGGUGAAGAGAGAGAGUGUUGUGUUGUGGUGAUGGAACCUGUGGAGCGACUUACUGCUUCUGUCACAUUUGCAGACACUGGCAGAAUUUUAUCAUGUGACAAACCGUUUGCCUAUUUGCAUGGUUAUGCAUCUGAAGAGGAGAUUGUUGGUCUUUCAAUAACUGAUGUCAUACCUUCAGUAAAGAUACCCUCAUCGUGUAAGAAGAUACCAAAGAAUUUGAAAAUUCAGCGAGCUGUUGGCAGAGCAAAAGAUGGCAACACUUUUCCUCUCAGUAUUAAACUCAGUCUUAAAGUCCCAGAGAAACAUGGCACUGACAUUCAGAAUUGUAUUCAGGUAGCAGCAGGAUCUCAGGAUGAUGUGAAUCAAGCAAUCAAAGACCAAGAGACCGUUUUCACUGGAGUUUUGUGGGUUUUUACUACGAUCAGUGGACUGAUCACUCUUCUGCCAGAUGGAGCAAUCCAUAGUUUGAACAAUAACUUUGCUCUUAUGUUGUUUGGCUAUAAGAAAGCACAGUUGUUGGGCAAGAACAUUACCUUUUUAAUUCCUGGUUUCUAUGACUACAUGGACCCAAUAGAUGAUGGCUUUCUACCAUUACCUCCUCUGGAAGAUGAAGUAGAAGUGUGUUGUAAUGGUGAGGCAAGUGAAAGAGCAUGCCAUAAUUACACAGUGCUAUCUGACAAUUUGCCAGAAGACCAUGAUGGUGCAAAUGGCAUAAACCUGCUUGGUAAUGACAUCAAGAUGUCUAAUAAUCCCCUUGUAGUAUCUGGCACAAUGAGAAAAGAUCCAAGCCAGUUUGCUCCUGGAAAUCAAGCUCUUCUAAAACCAGAAAAGCACUGUGAUACAGGACCAAGUGUCCCAAUAUUUACUGGAAUCACUUCAAGGCAAAAUAGUGAUGGUAGCCUUUCUUCCACCAUGUCUUCUCCAAAAGUCACCUCGACUCUUUUCAAAAGGCCAGAGAGUGAUGACACAAAUGAAAUGAUUAUCCUGACUAACCAGCUUCAACCCGUAAAAGAAAACAGCAUUCUCUUGUCAUCAUCUAUUAUGGCAGCUGGUUCAAAAGGUACAGACAGAUGUGCAUCUCAAAGUGAAGGAGUAAAUAGUGAGGAGACCAAGGAACAUUUGGUUUCAAGGGACUUGACUGUGCCACUGUGCUCUGUUGCUGUGUGUCAACAUUGUCCAGUCUCUGAGGCUUUUACAGUAUCCUGUCAUGAAGGAGUGGGUACACAUCCAAGUUCUUCUGUUCUAAACCCACUUCUGUCAAUAUGCAGUCGCCAAACCAGUAUGUCAGGAGAUAAAUCACUCUUUUCAAAUCAAUAUGGCAAUUUUGUUCAACAGUAUGUCAAUAUCUGCGAUUCCCCAGGGACUCCAACCCUGGAUGAAAAGUUACCUGGCGGUGCGACAUAUACAUGCAGAAUUCUCCUGAAACCUGAAGAAGAUAAAAUCAUGCAUCGUAAUUGUCCUCCAAGUAAAUGUAGUGGAGUAGACAUAACUAAUGAUGAAACUUCAUGGCAACAGGUCUUCUAUAUACCUCAUAUGCCUUCUGAAAACCACAAUGAGCAACAUAUUGGCUACGAAGAAAGCCAUGUAGCAAUUACUUCUGCCGGGUUAAAUGCUCAGAUAAACCCAUCUGGAAGGAAACAUGAGCAAUGCGGCACAAAGAUUGCAAACCAGCCAGAGGUUGAUGUCAACCCGAUUCUUUAUGGUCUUAAAGACCUAGAGCUCAGCAGCGACUCUGAAGUUAUUUCUGUAGAUCAGUCUGGCACUUCUUUCACUACCUCAGAACUUCUCAGGACUCCAUCACCUUAUAUAAUUGAUUCAGAUCUUGAAUCAGAACCUGAACAAAACAAAGUGGCUUUUCUGAAGGAAAUUGAUACAUCAUGCAAUCACCAAAGUAAAAAAUUAACUAGGCAAUGCACGGGAGCAUCAGAUCAACUUUCUGCUUGUUCAAGGAUGACUGGUAUUCUGCCUGAAGGAUCAAUUUACAGUCAGGGGCACCCCUGUUAUCGUGAAAUAAGUCCCAGCAAACUGGCAAUACAGCACAGUCCUGGUCUGGAAUUGAUGGGAAGUAAGGAUGAAAUAGAGGGGCAUGCAACAUCAACACCAAAAUCCCAGAGCUAUUGGAACGGAAAGGCUUCCUUGAGGCCUAAUUAUGAAAUUAAUGAAGGAAACUUUAGUGGAAAUUGCUAUCACAGGGAUGGUUCCAGACUGUGUAUUGUGUUUCAGGUCAAACGUCUACAGUUGCAAGACGGAGGAAAUUUGUAUUGUGUGUGGGUAAUGCGGGAUCAUACACAGAGUCGGAGAGAGGCUGCACUGAAGAAUCUUUUGAUGUCCACUCUGAAUAGCACCCCUCUAUCUGCAGAGCAUUCUUUUAGCCUGGGAGAGGUUAUAAUGGAGACUGCUAAGUCGCAUGGUUUGAAGUAUUCAGAAGAUGUUGAGACAAUGGAAGCUUGUGAAGGAGAAUACUCUGAGUACUAUAUCACUGUCAGCCCACUGGGGAAGGGAGCCUUUGGCUUUGUGUGGACGGCACGUCAAAAAGUUAGCAAAAAAGAGGUUGUGGUGAAGUUUAUUCGAAAGGACAAGAUUGUUGAGGACUGCUGGGUUGAUGAUGUGGACCUAGGUAGAGUGAGUCAGGAAAUAGCAAUUCUAGCAAGACUCAACCAUCCCAACAUAAUUAAGGUACUUGAUGUGUUUGAGAACCUGAAUUUUUUUCAACUAGUGAUGGAAAAACAUGGAACUGGUCUGGACCUCUUUGAAUUCAUUGAGCAGCAGCCAGAUCUGGAUGAACCCUUAUCCAGCUUCAUAUUCAGACAGAUCGUGGCUGCCGUGGAUUACCUACACAGUAAGUGCAUUUUGCAUCGGGAUAUCAAGGAUGAGAAUGUCAUUAUUGAUGAGAAUUUCACCAUUAAGCUUAUAGACUUUGGCUCAGCUGUGAAUUUGGAGCCUGGGAAAGUUUUUCGUACGUUUUAUGGAACAAUUGAAUACUGCUCUCCGGAGGUGCUGAUGGGAAACCCGUAUUCUGGAUCUGAGUUGGAGAUGUGGUCCCUGGGAGUGACGUUGUAUACCCUGGUCUUCGCAGAGAAUCCAUUUAGUGAUGUGGAAGAGACAGUGGCAGCUGUGCUAAGACCACCUUUCCAAGCCUCCAAUGAUUUUAUGAACUUGGUGUCAGCUAUGUUGCAGCCUGAUCCUUGCCUCCGUCUAACUUUGGAAGAACUAAUGAAGAACCCCUGGGUGACUCAGCCAGUCAAUCUGUCUCUCUACACCUGGGAGGAAGUGUAUUCCGCCAAAGAAAGACCUACAAGCUGCUGUGCUAUGGCUGGAGGUGACCACAGGUCAUUCAUUCCCCCUCUGAAUGUUGCUAGUGCUGAGAAUGAAGUGAAAGAUGACAAGUUUUGCUCUGCAGAUCAUGUCCAUGCUGAGUACUUGCACUGUGGUCUUUACCAAGAUGCUGAGAACACAGCACCUGAAACACUGCCAUCUUCAGCAGAGUUGCAGUCCAACUUUAUGGAGUAGCCAGGACUGAGAAGAAAUUCUUCGACACCAAACCAGGACAUGGGUGGCUGCAUUUGCAACUCAGUUUUAACAUUAUAUUUUUAAGAUCUGCAGUGUGUACUUUUAAAUAUAUUGUUAGAAACAGUAGGGUUUCCAUUAUUCCUGUGAAAAGAGUAAUUGCUGGAGAAAGUAGGAUCUAAUGUGACUAAUAUAAUUUUCAAAACUUAAACGUAUUUAACUAUUGUUUUGCGGCAGCCAUCCUAGACAGCUGUGUGAGCUGAAAUAGAGUAAUGAGGUGUGGUGUCUAGAAUUUUGUCAAAUCCUAUUUAUAUUAUGCACUUUGUCUAAAAAUUGUAACUUUUCUAUCCUUGGGACCUGAGGCAGUUAUAGAACAACCAUGAUCUACUCCAUCCAACACAGACCAGAUGGUACAAAUCCCUGUUAAAUUUGGGGGCCUUAAAGUUAUUUUUAAAAAUACAACAGAUGGUGAAUAUGAAGAGACUAUUUUAAACCUUAAAGGGUGCAACUCUCUCUGGCUGUGGAUUGUGCAUCAAUGGACCUUUUCCUUGCUGGCAAUGUGAAUCAUUUGAUUAAUAUUUUAAAAUGCUUGUUAAAAUAAUGGCAAUAAAUUCUAAUAUCAUAGUAUUGUACUUUUCAGAAUUUAAUGCCAUUCUUGCUAACCACUUUCUCCUUGACAUUCCCUCUGCACACUGUUGUAAAUUUGCUAUAGUUGAACUGUUUCCUUGAUCAGAUGUGACAGAGUAUACACAAGGAUUUAGUCUUUAUUGUAACAUACAAUACUUCAUCAUACUUUUCUUUCCAGAUGAAUAGUAUAUUUAAUCGCACUUGGCUCACAUAGCACUCUUUUUUUGUUGUUCGUUUCAAUAUAACAAAAAGCUGAUGUGAACAUAUGUAUAUGUACACAGCUCUUUUAAUAAUUUUGUUACAAUGGAAAAAUUAUCCUUCUGGCUGUCUUUUCACCAUCAAGAUCCUCUGGUUGUUAUGUAUUUAUUUUAUGGAAACAAUACAUGCCGUAAGUACCUAGGUAUUUGAAAAUUUAGAAAUGUAACCCAGCACUAGUGGUGGACAUGAUAACAGACACUGUGAUCGUACAUUUAAAUCUUAAUCUUUGUUUUGUACAAGCAUGACCGUUUUUGGUUCAUCUGACCACUUGAGCCUUGGAGUGGACCAGCUCCUAUGCACCUUGUUUCUCCCUUUUUGGAGCUGGCUGCUGGUCCACCAUGAUUUGUACCAGCCACUUUGGAAAUGUUCUUAAAUGCAACUAAUUUCAAAUGGAAAAAGUGAAAGAAAUAAUGAAUCUACCACCAUGUGGGGUUGCCACACACUUCUGUCACUACUGGUCAUCUGUUACACCAUCUUUCUUAAAAGGUGUGCAAAGUUGAGCUACAACUUCAAAUUCCAUCUUGUCUAGUUUUCACCAUUAUCCUAACUUUGCCAAACAUACUGCUACUAGUAACAUAACAUCAAAAGUACAUAAAUUGUAAUAUUCUACAUUGUUUUGAAAGGUUCAGGUAUUUAAACUGUAUCUCUGUCCUUAAAUUACAUGUGUUUGUAUUUAGUGUUUUUUUAAAAAAAUUGUAAUGAUUUGCAGUUGCAUCUGCUUUUUACUCAUUUGUCAGUUGAGGUCAUCUGUGAAAGCACCAGUCUGAUUUAACCAUAUUUCAGUCUCUGUUUCAGCACGAUUGGAGAUUAAUCCUAUUUCAGCCAAAUGAGUGAGUUUGUGCCACAGUUAUUGAAUGAAAUGCUUGCACUGAUGUAGAGAGUUCACAAUUACAGAACUGUAGUUGCACUUCAGUAAAAAUGGGCAGUUCUUGUACUUUAAAUUUCUGCAGCUAUUUAUGCAGUUGGUGUAAUAUUAGUAUUGACAAAGGGUUAUCUUACAGAAACCAGAGAACUAGAAUAACUGGAUCGUUUUCAGCUUGACCAACUCUAGCUGGUGGGUGACACAGAAAUUUGUAUUCAGAUUGCUUAAUUGAAAUGAAAAUGGGGAAAUUUCUUCUGGGGUAAUGAACAUUUGAAAUACUUCACCCUGGAGAGUUGGAAGUCAUUCAACCUAUUCAAGAGUAAGAGUUGUUCUGGUCUGAUGGUAAAUGGGAUCAAUCAGGAAAAUGUUAAGGGUAGGGACAAUUGGCAGGAUGUGCUCCAGGGCCUAUGCUUAUCAAAGGUAAGUCUUUGUAUAAAAGAGUUCAACCACCUCUGAUACAUCCUUCUGUAUUGUAUUAAACCAAUUUAUUUUUAUUGUAAUAUUGGUUUAUUUCCACUGUUAGCCAUAUUAAAAAUAAACACAAUUUUAUUCUGA
Hypanus sabinus (Atlantic stingray) is the source of this 6628-nucleotide messenger RNA. It is a transcript of the gene pask, whose product is annotated as PAS domain containing serine/threonine kinase. Gene Ontology annotation, molecular function: protein serine/threonine kinase activity; ATP binding. The record is from RefSeq and is a predicted model, not a curated record. Gene Ontology annotation, cellular component: cytoplasm; nucleus; cytosol. Gene Ontology annotation, biological process: intracellular signal transduction; negative regulation of glycogen biosynthetic process; protein phosphorylation. The transcript is spliced from 20 exons. NCBI's taxonomy places the organism in Eukaryota, Metazoa, Chordata, Chondrichthyes, Myliobatiformes, Dasyatidae. Bases 160 to 4329 code for a protein of 1389 amino acids.